Molecule: messenger RNA, 777 nt
Organism: Lichtheimia ornata
Lineage: Eukaryota; Fungi; Mucoromycota; Mucoromycetes; Mucorales; Lichtheimiaceae
Exons: 2
Coding region: 1-777 (258 amino acids)
Biological process (GO): vesicle fusion with Golgi apparatus; endoplasmic reticulum to Golgi vesicle-mediated transport
Cellular component (GO): membrane; trans-Golgi network
Source: RefSeq, a predicted model, not a curated record
AUGGCAUCCAAUCAACCCGUACAUUCGGUUCUCUUUGACAAUUCAGCACCUCAGGGCGGUGGUGGUGGUUACUAUGAUUCGCCUGGAGGUGGUGGUGCUGGUGCUGACGGUCUUCAAUUCUACAACUCUUCCUAUGGCGAUCAGUAUACUUCAUCAUCCUAUUAUGCUCAACCUCCUCCUGCUGCAUCGGGUGACAUGCGUGGCCCUGGCUUCGACUAUCAAUCAGGUUCCUUUUGGAGUGCAUUUGGUACUGGCGGAUUUGCAGAUGAGCCACCCCUUCUCGAAGAGCUUGGUAUCAACUUUGAUCAUAUCAAGACAAAGAGCUUGACUGUAUUGAAUCCCAUUCGAGCUGUGCCCGAUACAAUCAUGGAUGAUGCGGAUAUGGCAGGCCCACUAUUGUUUGUAUUUUUAUUUGGUAUCUUUUUGAUGCUUUCAGGCAAGGUCCAUUUCGGUUACAUUUAUGGCGUCGGCUUACUUGGCGUGGUCUCUAUCUUUUUGAUCCUGAAUAUGAUGAGUGAAACGGGUAUCGAUUGGUCAAGGACAGCGAGUGUCCUCGGUUAUUGCUUGCUUCCAAUGGUCAUGUUGAGUGGGUUCAGUGUCGUACUUCCAUUGGGUGGAUUCGUCGGUUUGCUGCUUACGGCUGUUAGCAUUCUAUGGUGCACUUAUUCAAGCUCUGGCAUGUUCACAAGCGUUUUGCAUAUGAGCGAACAGCGCUUCCUUGUCGCAUACCCUGUCGGUCUCUUUUACGCUUGCUUUGCUUUGAUGACCGUUUAUUAG